AUGGCCCCAGGCCUUAACUACGGCCAGCAAGCCUAUGAAGGGAUGAAAGCCUUCCGUCAUGCUCCCUCCGCCUCGUCUCCUUCGGCCCACGGCCGCAUAACCAUCUUCCGGCCCCAGAAGAACGCUGCCCGUAUGCAGCACUCCGCUGAGUUCAUCUCCAUCCCCCCCGUCCCCCAAUCGCUCUUCCUCGAAUGCGUUCGACUCGCCGUCUCCGCCAAUGCAGAAUUCGUUCCCCCGCAUUCAACUGGUGCUGCUAUGUAUAUCCGCCCUCUGAUUUUCGGCUCCUCCCCCCAACUGGGUCUCUCCCCGCCCGAUGAAUAUACCUUCGUCGUUUUCGUCAUGCCAACGGGUGUGUACCACGGCAUUCAUGCCGUGGAUGCCUUGAUCCUGGAGGAUUUCGACCGCUCUGCCCCCGACGGCACAGGUUCCGCAAAGGUCGGUGGCAACUAUGCACCCGUCCUCCGCCAUAGCGAUAGCGCGCGUGCUGAAGGCUAUGGAAUUACCCUACAUCUGGAUAGCAAGACGCGCUCCGAGAUUGAUGAGUUCUCGACCUCUGCCUUUAUUGGCGUGAGGAAGGACAAAGAUUCUGGAGCCAUUACCCUUGUGGUGCCAGACAGCAAGAACGUGAUUGAUUCGGUGACGGCAACCUCCGUGUGCGAAAUUGGCGUGAAAAUGUUUGGCUACAAGGUCGAGCGCCGGAGGGUGGGAUACGAAGAGCUUUCGGAAUUCAGUGAGGUUAUGGCGGCUGGUACUGCUGCUGCGCUGGUGCCCAUUAAGAGCAUCACGAUGAAGUCCAAGAAUGACAAGUUUACCUUCGACGCUGGCAAGGCUGCCGAAGGUGGCGAUGUCUGUAAGAAACUCCUCAAAACACUCAAGGGAAUCCAAACCGGUGAUAUUUUGGACGAGUUUGGCUGGUUGGUUGAUAUAGAACCUAUUCCCAAGGGAUGGAUGGACGGCGCUGGGGGCAAAGAUAUACCUCGUAAUGAAGCGAAUUUUCCCUAA
Paracoccidioides brasiliensis Pb18 is the source of this 1002-nucleotide messenger RNA. RefSeq names its product branched-chain amino acid aminotransferase. The record is from RefSeq and is a predicted model, not a curated record. Gene Ontology annotation, biological process: branched-chain amino acid metabolic process. Gene Ontology annotation, molecular function: branched-chain-amino-acid:2-oxoglutarate transaminase activity. Bases 1 to 1002 code for a protein of 333 amino acids. The transcript has a single exon.